AUGGACGACCUUUUAGCAAAGCACCGCAAAGAGCAAAAAGACUUACAAGGGCGCAUUACCCAGAAGAAAAAGUCCGCGACCAAGAAGACCCGCAAAGGAAUCAAUGAUGAUUGUGAGCGCAUGCAGCGAGAUCUCACUGAGAAGCACCAAGACGAAAUCGCUCAACUAAACGGCACUUCAUCCGAGCCGGUGGAAGGCUUGGAGGAUCUCAACCUGGAGGACGAAACACCCACCAAUCCCGAAUCCAACGACACUGUCAACGAUACAAAGCCAGAAGAACCAACCCCCACCUCCGAAUCUACCCCCCACAUCAGAAAGCCCAACCGCCAAAAGGCCCGCCUGGCCCGUCGAGCAGCUGAGCAAGCUGCGGCAGCCGAGGCUGCGGCCGAAGAGGCUGCCAACCAAACAGACUACAGAGGCAAUGAGAAGGAGGUGAUGGAUGCUGUGUUCAAGAAGCUGGGAUUGAAAGAAAUCGAAGUUACACCCGACGGACAUUGCCUUUAUUCAUCCAUUGCCAAGCAGCUGGACGAUGCCGGACUUGGCUUGCGGCCGGACCCAAGCCGAAUUGUACUCGAGACGACGACACAAUCCCGCAUCGAUACCGUUGCAUCGCCACAACAUGACGGCUACCGCGCAGUUCGGGCUGUGACAGCGGACUUCAUCACGCAAAAUAAAGACGACUUCGAGGCAUUCAUGGAGGAACCAUUGGAUGUGUACACGCGGAAAAUUAAGCUCACCGCAGAGUGGGGUGGGCAGUUGGAGCUGCAGGCAAUUGCUCGGGCAUAUGGGCUGGAGAUUAAUAUCGUCCAAAGUGAUGGACGAAUGGAGAAGAUUGAAUCGGGUGAUAUGGAUAAGUUUGACGAAGAGGAAAGGCUUAAGCGUGUUAUUUGGCUGGCGUACUAUCGCCACUCCUACGGGCUGGGUGAGCACUAUAACGCUCUUACAAAGCAGUCAUAA
Penicillium odoratum is the source of this 957-nucleotide messenger RNA. RefSeq names its product deubiquitinase OTU2. Gene Ontology annotation, biological process: protein deubiquitination. NCBI's taxonomy places the organism in Eukaryota, Fungi, Ascomycota, Eurotiomycetes, Eurotiales, Aspergillaceae. Gene Ontology annotation, molecular function: cysteine-type deubiquitinase activity. The transcript has a single exon. Bases 1 to 957 code for a protein of 318 amino acids. The record is from RefSeq and is a predicted model, not a curated record.